AUGCACCAGAUGUUAGUAUACGACUUUCAACAACAAAUAUAAGAGAAGAUGAAAGUCUGACAUUGUUUUGUGACGGUUUUGGUGUCCCGUCUACUUAUGCCUACAGCAGUUUGACACAAAUGUGGAACAACAUUGAAAUACCCAACAGCAAUACAGCACUGAGUGGAACACAACUCUAUAGCUCGAUUCACUUUUCAUCACUGAAACUUGAAGAUACAGGGACAUACACGUGCAUAUUAAACAAUGGCAUUAAAAACACUUCUGGGUUUUUGAACCAGGUUAGCUCUAGAAGUAUGCUAGUGGAAGUAAGCCCAAAGGUUCUGGCCAAAGAACUGCGAUUUUCUGGUUCUGUAGAUGAAACUGUUCAUAUCCAAAUACCUAUAUAUAGUUAUCCUGGAUUAAAGACAGUAACUAUCACAAGAUAUGAUGGCAUGGGUAUUUCCUCUGAUCAGUAUAAUAUUACAGAUCAUGAAGUAACAACUAUAUUUUAUGGUAAAUCAGUCUCACUAAAUGGGAGUAUAGUUAACCUGUUGAUAACAGAUUUGAAGGAAAUCGAUUUUGGAAGCUACACCUUCAAGUUGAGCAAUACACAUAGAACAUCAUAUGUUGAUGCCUUUGUUAUAGCAGUAGGUCCACCACUGAAGCCGAAAGUCUUUCAGUACUUGUCUGACUAUAGUAGUCCAACCUUUCUAUGGCAAAAGGACUUUAAUGGAGGACUGCACCAAAGUUUUGUAAUACAGACAUCAAUUGCUGGUACAGAGCUGUGGACAAAUCAUAUAAUUAUCAGUGAGAGAGUUAAUCAGUACAAAAUAAACAGUUCAUUCUAUAUGGCAAACAUAACAGGUCUUCAGCCUGGAAUAUACUCUGCUCGAAUAUUUGCCAUUAAUACAGAAGGAGAGUCCGACACUGUUUACCUAGAGGCUACUUUUGAAGUCAUCAAACAUACAGAAGGUCCUACUACAAUGCCCAUAGCAGCAAUAGCUGGAGGGUGUGCUCUUGCCGUUGUGGUCAUUGUUAUUGUCGUUGUGGUUCUAGUAAUGAUGAAAAGAAGAGCUAGAAAUAAAGAUGGAAGUCAGAAAAUAAUGGAUACUAGAAGUGAGUCAGGUCCCUCGUCACAAGUUCAGUACGAAGACUUGCAAGGUGUAAGAGAAACGAACCUCUCACAGACCUAUGACAGUUUACAUAUGAAAAGUACUGAACUACAAGCAUAUACUUCACUUACUGCGCCAACUAAGACCGUAAACACUGGCAAUGAUACAGUAUAUGAGAAUCUCAAAAUAACAGCUUAAGAUUUCGAAUCUAAGGAUUGAUGAAGAAGCCGUUUCCGAUGCGAUAAAGGAUGUUUGUGAGACUUUAGCGUUUGUGUGCUUUUCUAGAACAUAGUUUUAUCCGAUAAAAUUUGUAUGCAGUAUUGUAUUUUAAAACACAUCGUUUUAAUGUAUAAAGAUGAUAUUCCUUAUUCAAUAACAUGCUCUUUCAUUUUCGCAUUAGAUGUUGAUGUAUUUGAAACAUAUUUGAAUAAAUUAUGUCAACAAGCCGGAUAAUAAUUGAACUCUAAGUGAUGAUGUUUUGUACUUUAUUGAAAUAUAUGAGUAAAAUGAACAUUAUAUCCUGUUUCAGGAAAUUAAUACUCCAAAACUGGAAAGUUGUCUAUCAAAAGGCUAUACAUUAGCAAAAGAUGAAAAAAAGUAGGGGCCCUGAUAGAUAUCAAAAUGGGUUUUUCAUAUAUGGAAAACUCAUCCCCAUCCUUGUAGCCAGAGAUAAUCUAUGGCUAAAAUGAUUAAAUCAGGAAUUCUCCGGAAAUUGUUAAAUAUUAUUCAGUUAAUGUAUACGGCUGUAAGUUCGAAAAUUAAAUAUUGUAACCAAUUAAGUGAACAAUGUGAAUAUUUGCUUCGUGUCAGGCAAGGAUUAUGCUUAUAACCCUUUCUUUUUCGCAUGAUUUAUCUUCAGAAAUGCGUAGAAAAAUCGCGUUAAAAGUAAAAUACUUCACCACUGCUUAGUGUAUUGGAUUUAUUUGACAAGCUGAUAUCGCCAAUUUACUCAUCGAAAACCCCGUAUGUUCAUUUCAUAACAAUCAAACUUAAGGAUCCAAACUAUUUCUUGCACACGUGUUACGUUGAAAUAGCAUUGUCGAUUAUACUUUUCGCGACACACCUCUCAUGCUUCUAGCUUCUUCGAUGACGCAUAUAUACGACAUUUUAUAAUAAAAUAAUCGUUAAAAGUUGAAAUAUACGUAAACUAUACUGUUCAGAAUACAAACUGGCAGAAAUGUCCUUCUUUUACGAGAUAUUUGCAGAAGAUGCAUCUAGCAAUAUGUCAAUAACUACGAUGAGUAUUGGUUUAUAUUAAGGGUGUAAUUAUUGUUUCCGACAUCAAUACUAUUUCAUACCUUAAUAUUUAUGUUGGAGAAAAGACCGUUGGUCUGUCCAUACGUCCGUACAAACGUCCGUCCGUAAGUCCCAAAUAUUGUGUGAACACUAGUUGCCUGGUUAAAUUCAAACUUUCACAGAUGAUCAAGCAUGAUGUGAAAAUGGUCAUAAAGGAAAUCACUUUUGCAGAGACUAUAUUUACAGCAUUUAUGGCCCUUUGGGGGUUUUGCUAUAUAGAAUAUACAGAAAAAUAUUGUGCGUCAAACUCCUCAAACACUAUUAAAAGGAUAUGAUUGAAAAUUUCACAGAUGAAGGACAUUGAUGUGAACAUGACCAAAAAUAAUGGUCUUUUUCUGUGGCUUUUUUCUAGAAAUAUGGCCCUUUUAAAUUUCAAAAAAUAGUAAAACUUGGUGUAUUCAACUCCUCAUACACUUUUUUAAGUAAUGGAUUCAAAGUUGCUCAGAUGCACAACCUUAUCUGCAAGGAUGAGCUGUGACAAUUUUUACCAGUGUAAAGGCUCUUUGUUAGUUCGCUAUAUCGGGUAUAGAGAAGAAAUGUUUUGGGUUCAACUCCUCAUGCUCUUUGAUGAAAUGGGUUCAAAGCUUUAUAUGCCAUCUUUAUAUGUUGUAAGUAACAUUAUAAGAGAUUACAGUAGGAAAUAUACUACUUUGUUUGUUUGUCUGUUAAAAUAUAUGUAUGUUAUUAUUUAGUUUCAAUGUGAACGAAGUUAAAAAUUAUUAUAUGUCUCUCACACAUAUGUAAUAACAUAUUUGUCUCAUAUUUUGUACAUAUAACCGCCAUCGAUUGUAGUAUGGCGAUAGACAUUGUAAAAUGUUUGAGCCAAUACAAAUCUUGAAUCUUGAUAACUAGAAGUGUGUUAAGGACUGUUGUUCAGUUUCAUAAUUAUGUUUAAUUUUAUUCUAUGCAGACAUAUUUUAUCCAUCAGUAUUUCCUGUAUGAUUAAUAUAUUUAUCUGAUAACUCGAAGUACAAAAUAUGUUUAUUUGGUAUCAAUUCUCAUUGUCAAUACCCAUUGUCAUUGUAAAAAAGUCGUAACAUAUAGCUGUGUAGUGGAAAAUAAUGGCAUCAUUUGAUAUGAUAUUGUGUAGUUUACAUUUCUAAAUUUUCAUUUUUGUGUUUUUGUAUUAAUUGUCACUUUUUACAAUAAACUUCGUUAUUUGUACUA
Molecule: messenger RNA, 3554 nt
Organism: Mercenaria mercenaria
Lineage: Eukaryota; Metazoa; Mollusca; Bivalvia; Venerida; Veneridae
Exons: 9
Biological process (GO): cell-cell adhesion
Cellular component (GO): cell-cell junction
Molecular function (GO): cell adhesion molecule binding
Source: RefSeq, a predicted model, not a curated record